GAGCCUCUUCUAAGAUACUUUCAUAAAUUUAUAAACUUAACCAAAUCACAGAGAACGUAUCACAUCAACGAACUUUCUCUCUAAGUGACUUGUAGAAAAAUUGGAAAUUUUUAUGAUUCUUAAACAGAAACAAAGGUCAUCAUGGAGCAAAUUAGGGUUUUUACGCUAAUACCAGGCGCAUCCAUGGGGAACUACCAGUGAAAAAGCUCAAGAGAUGGACCAAUCUGACCGAAAAACUAGCUACAGCUGAAGCAAGAAGAACUUUCCUUCUAGAGUGCAGGAGAACCAAGAAAAUUCCAAGAUUUAUCACAGACACCACUUCUAACAUACUUACUACUACCACAGGAACCCACGAUCACACACUCCAACGCAGGAGCCAGGCUCUUAAUAGACAGGUGAGGGCACGAUUACUUAAUUUCCAUAUAUCGAAGGUUCAUUCAGAUAUUAAAUUCAUUUUUGGUCAAAUAAAUAAUGUCACUGAUUUCUUAGAUCACACUUUACCUGCAUCUUUGUUAGAUAGGUUUGAGACCUCUUUACACAAGAAAUUUAAUUUCGUUUAUAAAAAAACUAUUUUACAUCUUCAGAGUAAGCUUGAUAAAUUGGGUGCACCAGACUUCCACAAAAUUCCAUUUAAUCCUAAUUGGAUAAAGAAUCUUUCUAAUGUGGAUGUUCCUCAAAAUAUUCUAAAGCUAUUAUCUUUGGGCCCUAAAUUUGGUCUGGAACCUACCUUCAAAGAUUAUUCAAUCAGUAGGACCCUUGCAGAUGUAGAAAAUAUAUUGUCUCAUGCAGACAAUGCUGAUCUUCUUUCCCUAAGGUCAUCUUCUAAUAACAUUCUGUUGAAUUAUACCAACCGCCCUAGGCAAUCCAUAUCUGAAAUUGAUAAGAUUUAUAGGGAAACGGUAUCGUUUUUAAAAACCCACCCUAAUCUUCUCGUUCUCACCAGUGACAAAGGCAAUGCCACUGUUCUUAUGGAUAAAGAUCAAUAUAUCAGCCUCAGUCAAUCAUUGUUAGAUGACGUUAGGUACUACCAACCUCUUACUUCAAACCCCUGUUCAAAAUUUUCUAACAAAAUUAAUAAAUUCAUUACUCACUUAAAAAAUAUUAAGAUCAUAGAUCAAACUUUAGCUAAGUCAUUACAUAAUUAUGAUGGUUAUGCUCCAAGAUUUUAUUGUCUGCCCAAAAUUCACAAGCCCACAUUGAGCAUGAGGCCUAUUGUUUCCUCAAUUAAUUCACCUAACAUACAUAUUGCAAAAUUUUUGACUGAUAUCUUGUCAAAAUCUUAUAAUUACAAUAAUGAUUACAACAUUGUUGACUCUUUUCAAUUUAGUGAAUUUAUUAAUGAUUUUAAGCUACCACAUGGUUAUAUUUUGGUGAGUUUUGAUGUAGUUUCACUUUUUACUAACCUUCCCCUAGCUAGUGUCCUUACUUCACUAAGAAAUCAUUGGAAUAUUAUCCAACCUAAUUCUCCAGUUUCCUGGGAAGUGUUUGCAGAAUUGCUCCAAUUAGUGUUUGACACUAAUUUUUUGGUCUUCAACGACAAAUUUUAUUUACAAAUUUUUGGGACACCAAUGGGUUCCUCGAUUUCACCCAUCCUUGUGAAUUAUGUUUUGGAUGAUUUAGUUUCUGACCGUCUGGGUUAUUUAGAUUUUCAAGUUCCUUUUGUUAAACGUUAUGUGGACGACCUAUUACUAGCCUUACCACCAGACAAGACUCAGGCCACCUUGUCCAUCUUCAAUGGGUUUGAUCCUCAUUUGCAGUUCACAUGUGAACUCGAGGACCCCAACAACCAUAGUAUCCCCUUCUUGGACAUGCGUGUCACUAGAAGUGGAGAUAACACACUUUGUACAAGUUGGUAUAGGAAACCAAUGGCCUCUAAUAGGUUUCUCAACUACCAUUCUUGUCAUCCUUUUAAAUAUAAAAUAAAUCUUAUUAAAGCUUUAAGCUGUAGGCUACAUAGGUUGACACAUCCGGUUAAUCGAAGGGAAUCCCUUCUGCUACUCUUUGAUGAAGCCAACUCUGCUACUCUAAGGUGGACUUUGAUGAAGCCAAGAUCCUUUGCAAUGAACGCAACCUGUCGAAAAGGCAGUUCUUAGAGAUGUGUUUCAUAUUAAAAACCUCUAAUGUACUUAACAAGAGAACUGACAUCAGUAACUUGAGUCAAAUAUACCAUGCAUUGAUUUUGCAGAAUUAGUUGGUAUUAUUACACUCAAAUUAUUAUAUUGUAAAAAAGUUUUGUGGUUUUCAGGCUUUUUCCACUUCUUUAAUAUUGAUCUUGCGGAAUCAGUCGAUGUUAUUCACUUAAAUUAUUUUAUUGUAAAAAAGUUUUUGGUGGUUUUUUCAAGCUUUUCCCACUUUUUUUGAUAAUAACAGUUUACUAAUAG
Messenger RNA from Diabrotica virgifera virgifera (western corn rootworm), 2381 nucleotides. RefSeq lists its product as uncharacterized. The transcript is spliced from 2 exons. Lineage: Eukaryota; Metazoa; Arthropoda; Insecta; Coleoptera; Chrysomelidae. The record is from RefSeq and is a predicted model, not a curated record. The coding region runs from base 969 to 2093 and encodes 374 amino acids.